UGCCGAGAGUUAAAUAGUAGAUAAUAAUAACGUUUGUGUGUCGUAAGUUAAACUUAAUGCAAAGAUGUUUUCCCAACUUAGUGUAUACUAUACUCACUAUGUCUGUUUUUUUUUUAUCACAAACGACGUCUUAAACAUUGAUAACAAUGUCUUAUGUUAGUGAUAACAUUUGAGGUUGUAAUCUAAUAAGUGUUUAUUUACAAUUUUUUUUUUCAAAACUUAAAAUGACUUGUGUGUAGUUGGUCGAUUUAUUUUUGAAAUAAUACACUUUAUACUUAAAUAUUAUUACUAGUGACAUUGUUUAAAAAUUAGUGUUUUAUUAUUAUUUUUAGUUAAUCUAUUCUAUAGUUUUUUUGUAUUUUUUUUUCAAAAAUGAAAAUAAAUGAAAAAAACUUAUGUGCUUAUUCAACAUCGUCUAGCCCAAUUGAUAAAGAAGGAUGGCUAUGUAAGCGUGGAGAAUUAAAUAAGGGAUAUCAAAAACGAUGGUUUGUUUUAAAAGGAAAUCUAUUGUUUUACUUUGACCGUAAAGUUGACAAAGAACCCGUUGGUGUUAUCAUACUUGAAGGAUGUACAAUAGAACUAGCAGAAAAUGAUGACCAAUUUAGUUUCAAAAUUGUUUUUCAUGGUCCUAAUAACAGAAGCUAUAUAUUAGGAGCAGAUAGUCAAGAAUGUAUGGAACAGUGGAUGAAAGCAUUAGCAUGUGCCAGUUAUGAUUACAUGAAGUUAAUGGUUGCUGAUUUACAAAGACAACUCAAAGAACUUGAACAUACCUCUAAUCAUGAAUCACUCCAGUUACCAAAAGAUCAAAUAACACAAUCAAAUGAGUCUUGUGAACGUACAUCACCACAUCCUCCUCCUAGAGGUCGUCAUAAUCCAUUUAAUAAACCCAUUUCCCAGUCUCCUCAACGUAAAGAUAUUGUUUCCCACCGUAUUAUUACUUUUAAGGAGCUACAUAACCAGUUGGGUAGAUCAAUUCUUCGUGACCGAAAUGAAUGGCGAUUUGGUCUUAAUAAACAGAAUUUAACCAAUGAAGAACCACUAAUUAACCUUUAGUAUAUCAUAAUACAUGUUUGUAAUAUAUUGUAAAUUAUUGUCUUUUUAGAAGAUAUUAUGAUGUAUUUUGAUAGUUUACUAAUCUAUUUCAUUAUCAAUAUACAAAGUUUAAUUUUUUUAUCAAA
Messenger RNA from Daktulosphaira vitifoliae (grape phylloxera), 1178 nucleotides. RefSeq names its product sesquipedalian-1-like. Lineage: Eukaryota; Metazoa; Arthropoda; Insecta; Hemiptera; Phylloxeridae. The coding region runs from base 373 to 1053 and encodes 226 amino acids. Gene Ontology annotation, cellular component: early endosome; recycling endosome; trans-Golgi network. The transcript has 3 exons. Gene Ontology annotation, biological process: retrograde transport, endosome to Golgi; endosome organization; receptor recycling. The record is from RefSeq and is a predicted model, not a curated record.